ACCUUAACUGUGAUGAGAGUGCUUUUCAAAAUAAUACUUGUGAUCACAACCGUCAUCUUGACAUCUUUAGCUUUAUACAGCUACAAUCACAAAACCAGUAAGAAUAUAGUCAUACCUACAGCUCAACAAGUUUCGAAAAUGAACGCAGAACAACACGAAAGAUAUAUCGUAGUAUUUAAAGAUUCAGCCAGUGACGCUGAGAUUAAAAACUACGCUCAAGAAGUUGAAUCCGGUGGUGGUAAAAUAGUUCACCAUUACAAUCCAGAUGGAAUUAUGAAAUCUUUCGCUGGACACAUUCCACAAAAUGUAUACACAUCCUUAUCAGCACAAUCAGGUCAAUCACCAAUCGAUUUCAUUGAGAAAGAUAAGGAAAUGAAAAUUCAAUAGGUUGUCUGAUGAUAUUAUAUGUUUCAAUCAUCUAAGAUUAUGUAUUAAUGAUUCAUUUGACGAUGUAAUGGUCACUGUCAAUAAUAAGACAGUGAGUUUUUAAAUAGCGUGAAAAGUGUAAUGUAUUAGCAAUAGUUCCCUCCUAGAGUCAUUAUAUUUGAAUUCUAGAUUGUGAAUGAUAAGACCUCGCGUAGUUUACCGACACGUCCUCUACCAUGAUGUGACUGACACGAGCAAUUCUAAUGGGAAGUACAUUACGAUUCCUGUCCGAAAAGAAACCUUGUUCCUGAAUCACAAGUAAACCCCUGUGUCACAACGUCGCUAUGGUUGUAUCAUCAGUAAUUUUAUCACAUAACCAUUUAAUUUUGUACCAAUAGUCGAAGAAUACUACUAUAUUUUGUAAUAUAACUUUAAGCCAGAUGUACUUGUGUUAAUUAAACUGUCAAAUCCUCGUUUAGAUCUCCCAAGGACUAUGGAGUACCUGAGGUGGAGAAAUGUCUUGAAGACAUCAAUAGUCAUCUUAUUAAUGUCGAGUAUGCUGAUGUUUGUACAAGCAGUGCCAGAUCUAGAUGAUCAUCAAAGAAAGCUCGAAAGUGAUUUGGUACAACUUUCUGAGUACCCUAAUACUGUCGAGAAUGGAUAUAAUGCGGUUCAGUCAGGUCCCUUUAACGUCCAAUGGUCUACCAUAUUUACUUAUACUAAUUAUUUGGUUAGUUGGGGUGGGGCAUGCGCAGCCAUUUACUCAACUAUUUCCAAAUUCCAAAGUGAUAAAGCUGAUAGAAUUGCUAAGGAAUCCUGUAAAGCAAACAAGUUCAAUGCACUUGGUUAUGGAUUUUGGAUUAUCCCCGAUGCAAGAAAAUGUGAUCCUGGUACUGCAUCAAAAGUACUUGAGACGGCUGUCUCCGAUGCUCUACACCCUUUGAGAGGUGUUUCAAAUGCUGUAGGGUGUGUCAGAAUUAACGAUUGGUACGAUUAUUCUGCCUACGUAGUCGUGCUACCAUCACCAGAUAACAAUAGCUUUUGUGAAGGUAAAGGUAUUACACAUAGAAGUGCAACUUCCGAUUCUAGCAGAGACAUUCAAUAUGAAACUAAACGAAACGGACGCUAAAACUAUAAAAUGAAUUAAUAUAAUGAACUUAUUUUCUAUGAGAUAAACAUCUUUAUCCUUGCUCAAAUGGUAAAAGUUAGUUGAAAAACAACAUAAAUAAGUCUGUUUACAUCCAACGAUUUCUCGAGUUUAGUCAAUUGGGGUGAUUUGAGGCAAAGGUAGAUGCAUUUGAUAGGAUUUUGUUUUCU
Molecule: messenger RNA, 1683 nt
Organism: Wallemia mellicola CBS 633.66
Lineage: Eukaryota; Fungi; Basidiomycota; Wallemiomycetes; Wallemiales; Wallemiaceae
Exons: 3
Coding region: 860-1495 (211 amino acids)
Source: RefSeq, a predicted model, not a curated record